CGUUGCCAACUGCUAUCAAUAUCCAGGGCUGGAAGAUUCGGAACCCUCGCUCGUCAGCCGGAAAAAAUCAACACACAAAAUUUGUUUGUAAAAGAAGUGUAAAUUGUUUUGAAGAUGGUCAAAAAAGUGCUAAUGAUUUGUUUGGGCAACAUCUGCCGAUCUCCCAUUGCUGAGGUCGUGAUGGUUGACACACUGGAAAAGGCCAAGGUCAAGGACGUAGAGGUGGACAGCGCGGCCAUUGGAGGCUGGCACGUGGGUAACCGUGCUGAUCCCAGGGCCAUUAGCACCCUGCAAAAGCAUGGCCUCAAGUGCACCCACAUCGUUCGUCAGAUCAAGAAGCAGGACUUCUCGGAGUUUGACUACAUUUUUGGCAUGGACGACGAUAACAUGAGCGAACUGAGGCGUCUAGCUCCCAAGGACUCCAAGGCAGAGCUUCUUUUGCUUGGCGAUUUUGGCCUGGAGAAGAAGAACCGCAUCAUCGAGGACCCUUACUAUGAACGUGGAGCUGAAGGCUUUGAGACCGCCUAUCAGCAGUGCGUCGUGUCCUGUGCCGCCUUCAUGAAAGAACGCCUACAGAAGUAAAUGAUAUGUAAUGAUUUUGUGAUAUAGAUAAACUAAUAAAAGCUGAUACAAAACGUGAA
Messenger RNA from Drosophila eugracilis, 641 nucleotides. Its product is annotated as low molecular weight phosphotyrosine protein phosphatase 1. Gene Ontology annotation, molecular function: acid phosphatase activity; non-membrane spanning protein tyrosine phosphatase activity. Gene Ontology annotation, biological process: protein dephosphorylation. The record is from RefSeq and is a predicted model, not a curated record. Gene Ontology annotation, cellular component: cytoplasm. Lineage: Eukaryota; Metazoa; Arthropoda; Insecta; Diptera; Drosophilidae.